Molecule: messenger RNA, 792 nt
Organism: Hibiscus syriacus
Lineage: Eukaryota; Viridiplantae; Streptophyta; Magnoliopsida; Malvales; Malvaceae
Product: eukaryotic translation initiation factor 3 subunit E-like
Exons: 4
Coding region: 1-792 (263 amino acids)
Biological process (GO): translational initiation
Cellular component (GO): cytoplasm; nucleus; eukaryotic translation initiation factor 3 complex
Molecular function (GO): translation initiation factor activity
Source: RefSeq, a predicted model, not a curated record
AUGGAAAUGAUGUUAUCUGUGUACGCAACCUACGAUUUAACCCCACGGAUCGCUCUGAAUCUCGAUAGGCAUUUGGUGUUUCCGUUGCUGGAGUUCUUGCAAGAGAGUCAGCAAUACCCAGAUGAGCAGAUCUUGAAAGCAAAGAUGGAGCUGUUGAACAAGACGAACAUGGUUGAAUACGCCAUGUCCAAAUUUAUCACCAUCCACAAGAGCCUCUACCACACCAAUGAUGUUCCCCAGGACAUGAUCGACAGGAGAGUCGAGGUUGUUGCUCGUCUUAAGGCUUUGGAAGACGUCGCCGCCCUUAUCGUCACUUUCCUGCAGAACCCUAACGCUGUCCAGGAAUUGCGUGCUGAUAAACAGUAUAAUCUCCAGAUGCUCAAUGACAGUUACUGGAUUGGUCCAGAUCAGAUAGAGGCAUUGUGUCAAUAUGCAAAAUUCCAGUUUGAAUGUGGAAACUACUCGGGUGCUGCUGAUUAUAUGUAUCAGUACAGGGCUUUAUGUACUAACAGCGAAAGGAGUUUGAGCGCUUUGUGGGGGAAGCUGCCAGCUGAGACACUGAUGCAAAACUGGGAUAUUGUUCUUGAAGAACUUAAUCGUUCGAAAGAAAUAAUCGAUUCCAAGAGUUUCUCAUCGCCUUUGAACCAAGUUCAGAGUAGAAUAUGGCUUAUGCAUUGGAGCCUCUUCAUCUUUUUCAACCAUGACAAUGGAAGAACACAGAUCAUUGACCUGUUUAAUCAAGACAAGUAUGUCACUUCAAUAACUAACCCUAAGAUCUCAUUAUUUAUGUAG